Zea mays is the source of this 2427-nucleotide messenger RNA. RefSeq lists its product as uncharacterized. Gene Ontology annotation, molecular function: polysaccharide binding; protein serine/threonine kinase activity; calcium ion binding. Bases 34 to 2229 code for a protein of 731 amino acids. Gene Ontology annotation, biological process: cell surface receptor signaling pathway; protein phosphorylation. The transcript has 3 exons. Lineage: Eukaryota; Viridiplantae; Streptophyta; Magnoliopsida; Poales; Poaceae. Gene Ontology annotation, cellular component: plasma membrane. The record is from RefSeq and is marked provisional.
ACACACUAUACUAGUGAGCAAAUAAAGCCACCGAUGUCAUCACUCCUGUUGCGAGUGCUGCUCAUCCAGCUUGCAGCAGUGGAGUGCCUCUCCGCCGCGAUUCCAGGCUGCCUAACGCAAUGUGGAGGCGUAGAGAUACCCUAUCCAUUCGGCGUCGGCACCAACUGCUCCCGCAAAGGGUUCCGGAUCAAGUGCAUCAACGGCAGCGCGGGCGAGGAGAUUCCAGUGCUGCUACCUACUACGCGCUACCAGAACAUCCGGGUGCUGAACCUGUCCGUGUCGCCGUUGCCGGAGGCUCGAGUGCUUCUUCCGGUGGCAUGGCAGUGCUUCAACGCCACCGGGGGCGUCACUGGGAUCUACUCGGGAGAUGUGGACUUCAACCCAGAGGGCGUAUACCGCAUCUCCAACACACAGAACGAGCUCUUCGUCCUCGGCUGCGACACCUAUGCGUUCACCAAAGGCGUGAGGGUGCACAACGUUAACGCACGCUUCCCUUACAGAUACUUCACGGGGUGUAUCACCGUCAGUGUAGACGACAAGGACCCGCGCGACGGUGCCUGCGCGGGCCUCGGCUGCUGCCGCGUCGACAUCCCGCCAGGCAUCACGGACACCAGCAUGACCUUCUCGUCUACCUGGACGCGUGCCAACCAGACCUUCUGCCCCUGCGACUACGCCUUCAUCGUGGAGAAGGGCAACUACACCUUCAAGGCAUCCGACCUUGUGUCGCACACACCCGACAACCGUCUGCCUUUGGACUGGUGGACCAUGCCACUGCGUCUCGACUGGGCCAUCCGCGACAACAACGGCGACUCCAUGACUUCCAUCUCCUGCGCCCAGGCACCCAACGAACCUGACUAUGGCUGCCGCAGCAAGCAUAGCGAGUGCACUAAUUCAACCAAUGGCCCUGGCUACUUCUGCAAGUGUGCCCAUGGCUACGACGGAAACCCCUAUGUCCAGAGUGAUGGUGAAUGCACGAAUAUCAACGAGUGCCAAGAUCCAAAGUCACAUAAUUGUUCAAGUGGCAGCAAAUGCAUUGACACAGACGGAGGCUAUUAUUGUCAAUGCAAUUUCUUCCGAAGAGGGCAGCAAUGUGAUCCCUUAAUUCCUAUGGCUGCCGUUGCACUGUUAACAACAUUUGCUGCCGUCGUCCUUGGAUGUGUCGCAAUUGUUUUGCUUCAGACUCUAAACAACAGGAAAAGAUUCAACAGAAAUGGAGGUAAACUACUGAAUGCCCAGGGCAUAACCACCUACACCAAAAGGGAGCUGAAGAAGAUAACUAAUGGCUACAGCAAACGCCUUGGAGGAGGGCACUUUGGCAAUGUUUACGAGGGCACCAUCGUCGACGGCAGAAAGGUCGCCGUCAAAUGUCCUUUGCGGACAAGGGUGUCGUCGCACCGCUGCCAUUGGAAGAAUUUGAUUCGACCUCGCCGUGUACCGCUACCGCAACAGAGGGUGGAGGAAGAUGGGUCGUUCAUGAACGAGAUCAGGUUCCAGUUCGAAGUCAGUCGUCACAAGAACUUGGUCCAGCUCCUGGGAUGCUGCCUAGAGACCGACAUUCCGAUCCUAGUCUUCGAGUUUGUCGCCAAUGGAAGCCUGGAGGACAUACUUCAUAGUGCCAAGAAACCAUGUACCCUCUCGCUGCCGGAGCGGCUGGACAUCGCCAUUGGCUCCGCGGAAGCUAUCGCCUACAUGCACUCCCUUGACAAUCAAAAGCGUGUCCAUGGAGACAUCAAGCCUUCCAACAUCCUCCUUGACGAUGACCUCAAUCCAAAAGUCUCUGACUUUGGUUCCUCCAAGCUCCUGGCAAUCCAUAGCUACUACGUUAGGGCAGUGGCUGCAGAUAUAGGCUACAUGGACCCAUUAUAUAUGAAGACCGAGCACUUCACAUUGGAGUGCGAUGUCUACAGCUUCGGCGUGGUGCUUCUGGAGCUCAUCACGAGGAGAAGGGCCAGCUGGUAUGAACAAGAUCACCAAGGGAACAAGAUCCUCCCCAUCGAGUUCGUCAAGUGCUUCAAGGACCACGGUAGCGGAUGUGCGAUGUAUGAUAGCAGACUUGAUUUCUCAGCUGGCGAGGAUGCUCAAUCUCGAUGCAACAAGCGUUGCCUCGACAUGAUUGGCAUGUUGGCCGUCCGAUGCCUCAAGGAAGACAAGAGGGAGAGGCCAACCAUGGCAGAGGUUGUCGAGGAGCUUAAGCGAGUGAAGGUACUACUGCUGGGUACACAUAUAUAAAAUAAUGGCCUGCAGCAAUCAAGCGAGUUCGAAGCACGCAGAUGAAUGGAAGCGAAGCAAGCAAUAAGAAUGGUCGGUCAGCACAUGUGAAGCGCUGAACAUGGCGGCGGUACUGAUACAAGCAAUAAUAAGGGUUCCUCAACUCAAAUAAAUAUACAUGAUUUAUUCUCUUCCAAUAAAACAGCAAUGUCUAUCUGU